This is a messenger RNA of Cynara cardunculus var. scolymus (artichoke), 4128 nucleotides long. Its product is annotated as K(+) efflux antiporter 2, chloroplastic-like. The coding region runs from base 189 to 3827 and encodes 1212 amino acids. Gene Ontology annotation, molecular function: potassium:proton antiporter activity. Gene Ontology annotation, biological process: potassium ion transport; proton transmembrane transport. Gene Ontology annotation, cellular component: membrane; chloroplast. The transcript has 21 exons. The record is from RefSeq and is a predicted model, not a curated record. Lineage: Eukaryota; Viridiplantae; Streptophyta; Magnoliopsida; Asterales; Asteraceae.
UCAUCAUCCCCUUCAUCUUUUCCAUUUUUAACCUAAUUUUUUCCCUCAAAAAAUCCGCCAUUGAUAUUUUCGAGCUCAAGCUUCCAAUUCUACCACUCAUGUCACGAUCGAUCAAUGAAUGAUGACAGCAGAAAGACGGUUGCUUUGACUCUCAAUUAGGAGUUAGAAAGUGAAGAAGAAAAGUAGAUAUGGACAUCUCAUGUAGUUUCCAUAUCCGUGGCACUGAAGGUACUAGUUGUAGAGUGUUAAAGCAGCUGCCUGUGCGGUCCAGGUUUAAUUAUAAAUUGUUUGGCAAUACACGGCUUGUGUUAGAAGUUGGUCCUAGGAAGAAGUUGAAGAAAUUGAUAGUGUCAAGUCGUAGUGUUGUUAAUUCAAGUAAUAUAUCUGGAGGUGAAUUGAACAGUUGUUUGUGGAGUUAUAGUAAAUCGAAAUGCAUUGUUUGUAUACCUAAGACAUCAAGAGGAGUAAAGGCAUCUUGUCAGGGAAAUGAUUCAAUUGCAUAUAUAGAUGGAAACGGGAGGGAUGUUGAGUUUAUUGAAAGUAGUAGUGGAGAGAACUCAACAGGGGAAACUAAUUUUGGUUCAGAGAAGAUGCAUGAAUCAAGUGGUGAGGGAGAAGAAGAGGAAGUAGAGAAUCUAAGUCUAGAUGAAUUGACAAAAGUGUUGCAGAAGGCACUUAAGGAGUUGGAGAUAGCCCAACUCAAUAGUACCAUGUUUGAAGAGAAGGCUCAAAGGAUAUCGGAGUCAGCAAUAGCAUUAAAGGAUGAAGCUUCCAAUGCUUGGGAUAAUGUCAAUUCAGCUUUGGUUUCUAUUGAAGAGAUUGCAAAUGAAGAGAUUGCUGCUAAGGAAGCUGUUCAGAGAGCAACAAUGGCUCUAUCUUUGUCGGAGGCUAGGUUUAGUGUGGCGCUUGAUUCCUUAGAAAUUGCAAAAGAAAGAAAUGUUUCUUCAGAGCAUGAAAGCGAAGUAGAGAAGUUGAAUCCAUUGAAAGAAGAAGAGGAAGCUGUCUUUGUUGCUCAGGAAGAUGCAAGAGAGUGUUGUGUGACUUUGUCAAAUUGUGAGGGAGCAUUAAUUCAGUUGCAGAACAGGAAAGAUGCAUUGCAAAGAGAAGUGGACAUGCUCAAAGAUCUUGCGCAGAAAGCAGAAAUGGAUGCUUUGAGAGCUGAGGAGGAUGUGGCAAAUAUAAUGCUUUUAGCAGAGCAAGCUGUUGCUUUUGAACUCGAGGCUACAAAACGUGUUAAUGAUGCUGAGAUCAUGUUGCAGAAAGCUGAGAAAAUGCAUUCCGUCUCCCAUGUGGAUAAUACUGAAAGUUCCAUUUCCCAGAAUGUGUUGUCAUCUCAAGGACUGGCAUCAAGUGAGGAUCCAUAUGGUGAGGACAAGGCCAUUCAAGGAAAUUCAGUUGAGGUAAUUGAGAGAUACAGCGAUAUAUCGAUUGAGGGAUCUUUAAUCAAUGAGGAUGUACCAGAUAGCCAGUUAAGUACUCCUAGCCAAAUGUUUGAGGAGUCGAGAUUUUCUGAUGAAAGUGACCAAGAGAAUGGAAAACCAAAUUUACCAUCAAAAGAGAUUGAAUAUGAUGCAGAAAAGACGAAGAAUCAAACAAAAAAGCCAGAAACACAUAAGGAUUUGACCAAGGACAGCUCACCAUCGAAUUCUCCUAAAACAUUAUUGAAGAAAUCCUCUCGAUUCUUUCCAGCAUCAUUUUUCUCUUCUGCAGAGGAUGAUACCGAGUUUACCCCAACUUCAAUUUUCCAGUGGCUAAUCGAUUCCACAAGAACGCAAAUACCUAAGCUGGUGCUUGGCGCUUUGCUUGUUGGUGCAGGUUUUGCUUUUUAUGCUAAACGAGAAGAACGGAUCCACAAACUAUUUCAACAACCUGACAUUAUCACCACCAGUAUUGAUGAAGUAUCGUCAAAUGCUAAGCCACUGGUCAGACAUAUAAGGAAUUUACCGAAGAGAGUCAAAAAGCUAAUUGAGAAGCUUCCUCAUCAAGAGAUAAAUGAAGAAGAAGCCUCCUUGUUGGACAUUGUAUGGUUGUUACUCGCCAGUGUUAUCUUUGUGCCUAUAUUCCAGAAACUUCCUGGAGGUAGUCCUGUUCUUGGGUAUCUGACUGCUGGCAUCUUGAUUGGACCAUAUGGUCUUUCAAUUAUACGCAAUGUACAUGCUACAAAAGCAAUAGCUGAAUUUGGAGUUGUUUUCUUGCUUUUUAAUAUUGGUCUUGAGCUUUCUGUUGAAAGGUUGAGUUCCAUGAAGAAAUAUGUUUUUGGAUUAGGGUCCGCUCAGGUCUUGGUGACAGCUGCUGUGGUUGGUUUGGUUGCCCAUAUUGUCUGUGGACAGCUAGGGCCAGCUGCAAUCGUCAUUGGUAAUGGCCUGGCUUUAUCUUCCACUGCUGUUGUCCUCCAGGUCUUGCAGGAACGAGGUGAGAGCACAUCACGUCAUGGACGAGCUACAUUUUCUGUUCUACUUUUUCAGGAUCUAGCUGUAGUGGUUUUGCUGAUUCUCAUACCUCUUAUUUCACCGAAUUCGUCAAAAGGAGGGAUCGGCUUCCAAGCAAUUGCUGAAGCUCUUGGAUUGGCUGCUGUCAAGGCACUUGUUGCUAUUAGCGCCAUUAUUGCUGGAGGACGCUUGUUGCUUCGCCCGAUAUACAAGCAAAUUGCAGAGAUGCAAAAUGCCGAGAUAUUCUCUGCAAAUACUCUCCUAGUUAUCCUGGGAACUAGUCUCCUUACUGCCAGGGCUGGCCUUUCCAUGGCUCUAGGUGCAUUUUUGGCUGGUUUGCUACUAGCAGAAACUGAAUUCUCUUUGCAGGUUGAAUCAGAUAUUGCUCCAUAUCGUGGGCUUCUUUUAGGCCUCUUCUUCAUGACGGUUGGAAUGUCGAUUGAUCCAAAACUUCUUGUUUCAAACUUUCCUGUUAUUAUGGGUUCGUUAGCACUUCUGAUUGCUGGCAAGACCACACUGGUGGUUGUUGUUGGUAGGCUUUUUGGUGUCUCAUUGAUAUCUGCAAUCAGAGCUGGUCUUCUGCUUGCACCUGGUGGAGAAUUUGCAUUUGUGGCAUUUGGUGAAGCUGUCAAUCAGGGAAUCAUGACUUCUCAGUUGUCUUCUUUGCUGUUUCUCGUGGUGGGGAUUUCAAUGGCCAUCACACCAUGGUUAGCUGCUGGAGGCCAGUUGAUAGCAUCACGCUUUGAGCAGCAAGACGUUCGUAGCUUAUUACCUGUAGAGAGUGAGACCGAUGAUUUGCAGGAUCAUAUCAUCAUAUGUGGUUUCGGACGAGUAGGACAGAUCAUUGCUCAGCUUCUUUCUGAAAGACUAAUUCCAUUCGUUGCUCUCGAUGUGAGGAGUGAUCGAGUAGCAGUUGGACGUGCGCUUGAUCUUCCUGUGUAUUUUGGAGAUGCUGGCAGUCGAGAGGUCUUGCAUAAGAUCGGAGCUGAAAGAGCUUGUGCUGCAGCAAUAACUUUAGAUACUCCUGGUGCAAAUUAUAGAACCGUCUGGGCUCUCAGCAAGUACUUCCCUAAUGUGAAAACUUUUGUGCGUGCUCAUGAUGUUGAUCAUGGACUCAAUUUGGAGAAGGCGGGGGCAACAGCGGUUGUGCCUGAGACACUGGAACCGAGUUUGCAGUUAGCAUCCGCUGUUCUUGCACAAGCUAAAUUACCGAUGUCGGAAAUCGCUGCGACAAUCAACGAGUUCAGAUCCCGUCACCUUUCAGAACUAACCGAGCUGUGUGAAAUUAGCGGAAGCUCUCUCGGGUACGGGUUUUCACGUAUCAUGGUCAAACCAAAACCUCAACUGUCAGAUUCUACUGAUGACAAUCAAAUCAGCGAAGGAACACUUGCAGCAUAAAAAAUGCCCAAAAAUUAAAGGAAAAAACCCGAAAAAUUUCUAGAUGUGUACAGUAAUUUAUUCCCGCUCGAAUACAAAUUGUACAGGUAAAAGAUUUCGGUUGCAUUCAUUCUCCAUUGAUGGAUGUGACUUUUCUGUUUUGACCUUUCGAGCAUAUACCUUUUCGUCCGAGUUAAGCAACCCAGAUAGAUUUUCACAAUUCACUCUACUUUCGGUUUAUUUUGGCGUAUCGGUUUUGUGACGUUGAUUUCGACUCGAAUCGAUUUUGUGGUGGGAAAAAUAAAAAUCUUGUUAAAGAAAC